CGGACGAGAAAUGAACUCAAUAAAAAGUUGCGAUCAUUGACGCCCAUGAAACUUUUUUUUAGCUUAGGCCCAUAUCAUUUGUAUCAGCCAAUCAAAAUUCGUUAAUCACCUCCCUGGGGAGACGCUCAGAGUCAGUACUUCACCUUGAAACGAUGCUAUGGUAGCACAAGUUACAUCCCAUCACGAUGGAGGCUACUACUAUACACGAUAACUGUACGACGUUGUUGGGCGACGUAACAUUCGCAUCACUGCCAACAAUAGACACCAGCCUUUACGAUUUGUCUUCCGAAGAAGCUGCGUUCUUUAAGGCGGAAAUCGGCAUUGACGAUGACGAAGGCUUGAAGAGGCACAUCCUGGAGGUGCAGGCGAAAGCAUACAAGAUUGCACCGUAUCCUUGUAUUCACGGAUUUGUCUUUCUUCGCCUCAACAUAUCGAGUUACCCUGUGUAUGAACACAUCCUAAAGCUUGGUCGUGAGCGUCCCGAUGCCGUGUUACUCGACCUUGGCUGUUGCUUCGGUGUUGAUGCCAGAAAGGCUGCGGCGGAUGGUUUUCCUGCGAAAAAUACCAUUGCUUCGGAUAUCAUCAACGAAUUCCUUGAGCUUGGCCAUGAACUUUUCAGAACGACACCAACUUCUUACCCGGGAUGCCUCCUUCCUGGAGAUGUCUUCGAUCCAGAAUUUCUUUCCAUAGCUGCGCGGCCGAUCGAUGUCUCUUCGGCCCCGGCUAUCGAUUUGUCCUCGUUGAAAUCCCUCAAUCCCCUUCAUGGCCGCAUUAGCGCAAUCAGUGCUACAAGGCUUUUCCAUCUCUUCACUGAGGACAAACAAUUGCAUCUUGCCAGGGCUCUCGCGGGCCUGUUAUCUGCGCAGCCAGGUUCCGUUAUCUGCGGUUAUCAGGUUGGAGAUCUCGAAAAAGGCAUGGUUAGUGCCAACAUAUCAGGCAGUGUGCAUCAGUUGUUCGCUCAUUCUCCCAAAACUUGGUCAUCUUUAUGGGAUGGAGAGGUAUUCGAGAAAGGCAGCGUCAAGGUAGAAACGGAAUUAUUGGAAGUUGCGAUUCACGAGGUGGAAUUCUUCAUGAUGAGGUGGUCAGUGGUGAGAUUGUAGACACGAACAUCGCAGUCGAUUUGAGGAAAUGGAGAUUGAUGUAGUGAUAGCUCGUCCGACUGCCAAGGACCAGGGAACCAGUAAAUCCUCGUACUGACUUCAAUGUUCAUUUCCGCCAUACCGGUCUCACUAAUAUAAAUAUACCAACUAAGUUCCCCUCGCUCACUUAUACCCAUCCCUG
Messenger RNA from Suillus discolor, 1281 nucleotides. RefSeq lists its product as uncharacterized. The coding region runs from base 186 to 1100 and encodes 304 amino acids. The record is from RefSeq and is a predicted model, not a curated record. NCBI's taxonomy places the organism in Eukaryota, Fungi, Basidiomycota, Agaricomycetes, Boletales, Suillaceae. The transcript has 6 exons.